This is a messenger RNA of Andrographis paniculata, 1004 nucleotides long. RefSeq names its product ethylene-responsive transcription factor RAP2-3. The record is from RefSeq and is a predicted model, not a curated record. The transcript is spliced from 2 exons. Lineage: Eukaryota; Viridiplantae; Streptophyta; Magnoliopsida; Lamiales; Acanthaceae. Gene Ontology annotation, biological process: ethylene-activated signaling pathway; regulation of DNA-templated transcription. The coding region runs from base 91 to 765 and encodes 224 amino acids. Gene Ontology annotation, molecular function: DNA binding; DNA-binding transcription factor activity.
UCUAACAAAUGCAUUCUUCCCUCUCUCUCUCUCUCUCUCUCUAUGUCUGUAUCUCUCUGAAUCGUCGUCAACAGAGGUGAGUACAUCAAGAUGUGUGGAGGCUCAAUCAUCUCCGACGAGCCCUUAAUCAAAAGAAGGGGCAAAUUAAGCGCGCAGGAGUUCUGGGAAGAGCUCGAUAACAUCUCCCAGAUUUGGGGCUUCGAUUGCUCCAAUGAAGACACCAAACACGCCUCAAACCUCAUCCCUCCCAACAAAGGGAAGAAUUCGAAACCUGAGAAGGGCAUCGGAAGGCUGAGGAAGACUAUGUACAGAGGGAUAAGGCAGAGGCCGUGGGGAAAGUGGGCUGCUGAAAUUCGCGACCCCAAGGAAGGAGCAAGGGUGUGGCUAGGGACCUUUGAUACACCUGAGGAAGCUGCUCGAGCCUAUGAUGGUGCUGCCAAGCGUAUCCGUGGAAGCAAGGCUAAGCUCAACUUUCCAGAUGAUCUUCAUCCCUAUCCGAAGAAGCAAUGUACUGCUCCCAAGUCGCCUGCUGAGUCAUUAGUCCCUGUAAUGCAUCGUGGGUUUUCCAGCCUCCAGGAGCCAUGUUACCCGACCCGGUGUGAGCUUAUCAAGGAUGAGCUGACUAGCUUGGAGAGUUUCUUGGGGUUGGAACUGGAACCUGAACCGGAACUGGAACUGCCUCUUGCUGGACCAGUGGUAGACCCUGUUGAGUUUUGGAUGAUGGAUGAAUAUAGUGCAGGUCAGCAUGAUAAUCUUUUCUUCUGAGAAGGACAGGAGAUAAUACUUACAUAUAUGAGUGUAACAAAAAUAAAGACUAUAAAAGAAGAAUGAGCUAUUAUGGUGUUGUGUAAUGUUUAAUGUUUGGAUUAGAUUUUGCUGUUGUUUAUAUGUACAAGAAUGGUUAAUCUGAUUAGGAUUGCUCAUGAUGCAUUUACCCUGAUGUAUAUACAGUCCAUGUUUUGUCACUUUGUAUGAGAUAUAAAAUGAUAAAAGUUUUGUAAUUA